Messenger RNA from Prionailurus viverrinus (fishing cat), 1132 nucleotides. It is a transcript of the gene BRI3, whose product is annotated as brain protein I3. The record is from RefSeq and is a predicted model, not a curated record. The coding region runs from base 464 to 841 and encodes 125 amino acids. The transcript is spliced from 3 exons. NCBI's taxonomy places the organism in Eukaryota, Metazoa, Chordata, Mammalia, Carnivora, Felidae.
GGGGUCCGCGGGCCAUAAAAGUCACGACCCAAGUGCGGCACCUCCCCCCAGCACCCUGUGCGGCGGGCAGUCUCCUCGCGGUGGGAGGUCUGGGGGCCGCGGAAGCGGCGCAGGGCAGAGCGCUGGGUCAAGGCGGCAGGCGGCCUAGCGGGUGGCCCGGGGCGGGCGCGGCCCCUUUAAGACGCCGCGCCGGCCCCGCCCCGCGCCGCACCCCCCGCCGGGAGCUGCGCCACGUGACCCGGGUCUUGUGACUGGCCGGGGGGAGGCGCGGAGGGGAAGCCCGCGGCGCCCGCCUCCGAGAGGGGCCCAGCCCCGCAGCCGCCGCCGCUGCCGCCGCCGCCCGCGAGGAGCGGGUCCCGCCGGCGGGUCCGGGCGUUCGCGCGAGUCCGAGCCGGCGCGGGAGCCGGAGUCCGAGCGGGAGUCCGGGCGGGAGCCGGGCCGGGCGCGGUGGGCGCCGCCCGCCAUGGACCACAAGCCCCUGCUGCAGGAGCGGCCGCCCGCCUACAACCUGGAGGCCGGCCAGGGCGACUUCGCGUGCGGCCAGCACGGCUACGGCGCCAUCCCCGCCGCACCCCCGCCGCCGCCCUACCCCUACCUCGUCACAGGGAUACCCACCCACCACCCCAGGGUCUACAACAUCCACAGUCGAAAUGUCACCAGGUACCCUGCCAAUUCCAUCGUUGUCGUUGGAGGCUGCCCGGUCUGCAGAGUCGGGGUUCUGGAGGACUCCUUCACCUUCCUGGGCAUCUUCUUGGCCAUCAUCUUGUUCCCGUUUGGGUUCAUCUGCUGUUUUGCCUUGAGGAAGCGAAGAUGCCCCAACUGUGGAGCAAACUUCACUUAAAGGGAACAACACACCUGGCUUUCCUACAUCCAGCUGUCUUUUUCUAAUGUAAAUGUCGUGUACAGUAGCUUUAUUUGAUUAAGCUUCCAGGACUGUUUUGUAAAGUGAGGCGGGAUAGACGGCGUGCGCGUGAGCUGCGGUUUCGUGGGGCGCAGGGGUCACGGCGUGGGGACGCAGCAGCACUGCUUCGGGGUGAAUGACAACUCAAUAAAGCACUGCUUCUAUUUUUUGCAGUCUUCAAUUUGAGAAAGGUGAGAAAUACUGUUUUAAAUAAAUGAGAUUCAUACCAUU